UGCGCACUCGAAAGUUCAUUGCGUCUUCUUGUAAACUCGCGUGUGGUGUCUUCAAAAACCUCAAGCAACGAAUUAUAUUUAUAUGCGGGGAAAGAUUCUAUCUCGAUAUCACACCAUGCUCAGAUGAAUUAACGGGUGGAGGUCUUUAGUUUUGACCUGUCAUCUUCUGGAAAUACAGCAUUAUGUCCCAGAAUAAACAUGGAGAGAAACGAAGGUUUUCCAAAUGGUUGGACUAUGGCAGUGUAAAUGGGGAAGGACAGUCAGAUCCAUGCCCUACCUGCCAGGGCACAGGACGCAUCCCGAGAGGUCAGGAGAACCAACUUGUGGCAGUCAUUCCUUGCAGCGACCAAAGGCUGAAACCUCACCACACGAAACUCUAUGUGUCUAUAGCAGUGGGGCUAUGCCUCCUGACCUGCUCACUGAUCCUGUUUUUCCUCUUCCCACGGAGUAUGGAUAUGUCAGCUGUGGAACUUGAGUCAUCUAUGGUCUAUUUCACUCCAGAUAAAGUUAUAAUAGUGCUCACACACGAAAUGAACCUCACCAACCAAAACUUUGUCGGAAUCACCGCUGACAAUCUUAGUGUGCAAGCAUUGAUUUUUGAGACUGUGGUUGGUAAUACCAAGUUGCUCAAUGUCACCAACCUUCCUCCUCGAUCACAGAAAACGAUUAAAGUUAUAGCCAACAUUGUAAUUGAUGACCAAGGCCUCAAUAAUUAUUGCAAGUCACAUGCCUUUCAGAUCCACACUUUAUUCGUGCAUUUGCAAUUGAAUAUCAAAGUCUCCUACCUGUCUCAUUCAGAGGAGGUGUCUACAGAUGCCUUUGAGUAUAUUGACUGUGGUGUGAAUUCCACUAUGCCUCGUCACUACCCUCCACGAGACUAAACCAUUGCCAAUGAAUGGCCAUGAAUGCUGAUGUAAUAGAAAUCAAAGUAGGCUGCUUUAAAAAGGAUUACUAUUUUAUGCCAUAAUUUACUACAGUCCAUUUAAAUAGGAGUAGACUAUGAUGACAGUAAUGUAUGCUGCAAUACAAGUAUCACUGGAAUAAUUAAUGAAUGUGUUCUGUUAACUUAGACACUCUUCUUUCCUGUUGAUUUGUUAGUAUGCACAUGAACACGUUUUAAAAUUUGCACACCACAAUUUUGCACAUUAAAUAGAAAUUUUUGAAUUUUUGAGCAAAUUCUGCAAAAAAUCUAAUCAGAACUGUUAAAUACCCAAUUCUGUUUUUAUUAGGAUUAUGAAAGAACACUUGAAGUCUGGUUUCCUGUAAAAUACAUAUAGUACAUAAUAUGUGGAGUUGGUGCUGUCCAGUAGUCUUGUCUUCAUCUUCACCAUUGCUGGGAAUAUUGGAGGGACUAGAGCAAAUCAAGCACACGUCUUAUGUAGAUGCGUCUUUAUUCUUCCUUAUAAGUUCUUUAAAUAAUCGCUGUGGUAUACACAGGGCCUGGAUGCACAAAUUGUCUAUACUUAAUGUAAAGUUUAAAUGUUUUAAAGAGAUAAUGUCCAACCCCUGGAUCUGUUAAAUGUUACAGUUACAGAAACAGGUUAAGCAAGUUUGUGAUCUCUCUAAAAGAAAUGUACUCACUGUGUAUCUUUUCAUCUUGGCAUGACACUUGCAGCCACAUUGCUUGUCAACCUCUGAAGAAAACAAAUGUUUACACGGACUGAGUGAAGAUUUCAUGUAUGUUGUAUGUUGUUAAUUUGGUAUUUUUGAUCAUUAAAAUAUAAUUCAGUCACAUCUAAA
This is a messenger RNA of Pimephales promelas (fathead minnow), 1740 nucleotides long. It is a transcript of the gene tmem106a, whose product is annotated as transmembrane protein 106A. The record is from RefSeq and is a predicted model, not a curated record. NCBI's taxonomy places the organism in Eukaryota, Metazoa, Chordata, Actinopteri, Cypriniformes, Leuciscidae.